Messenger RNA from Histoplasma capsulatum G186AR, 5176 nucleotides. RefSeq names its product vacuolar metal resistance ABC transporter. Gene Ontology annotation, biological process: transmembrane transport. Bases 1 to 4611 code for a protein of 1536 amino acids. Gene Ontology annotation, molecular function: ATP hydrolysis activity; ATP binding; ABC-type transporter activity. The transcript is spliced from 8 exons. NCBI's taxonomy places the organism in Eukaryota, Fungi, Ascomycota, Eurotiomycetes, Onygenales, Ajellomycetaceae. Gene Ontology annotation, cellular component: membrane. The record is from RefSeq and is a predicted model, not a curated record.
AUGGCUCUGAAUGGAAUCCCUCAAGUGGUCCUAUCCGCUUCACGAUCUUCCAAUGUCAGCUCCUCAUUGCCUUCAGCUCUCGUCCGCCGGCAAGCUUUCUGCGGCGAUAGUGAAGGAUGGGGUCCGAUAAGCGGCACGAGGUUCGACUUCACACCUUGUUUUCUAGAUGUCUGGGUAUCUCUGGUGGCCGUUUGGGGUCUGGUUAUGGGCGCUGGUGCUAUCUGGUUCUUAUUUACGAAGAGGACCGCUCAGCCCGUACAGAAGAAUUGGCAUUUCUACGCAAAGUUGGCUGUCAUAUGGGCUCUCAUCUUGGUGACCAUGCUCCAAGCUUCACUUCAGGUGGAGACUUCCCCCAAGAUAUGGUUUGGAGACUUUAGGUUCUGGACAACUAUCCUCAUUCUCGCAUCGUUGGGCGUUAUAUAUGCUGUGCAAUACUAUGAGCAUUGGAGGAGCCGACAACCGAACGGGGUCGUUUUAUUCUACUGGCUAUUUUUAAUGAUCGUCUACGCCGUUAAACUCCGAUCUCUCGUUUCCCAGCAAUUGUACCGACAUCAAUUGCCCUAUUUUAUCACGUUCGCUGUCGGUCUUGGCCUUGUCAUAACCGAGUUUGUGUUGGAAUAUUUUAUCGAGAAGCAACAAAGCGCAUAUGAUGCGCUGGGAGACGAGGACGAGUGCCCGUACGAAUAUGCUGAUAUCUUUUCCGUUUUGACUUUCUCUUGGAUGACGCCUUUGAUGAAGUUUGGUUACAACAAUUUUCUCACCCAAGAUGAUCUGUGGAAUCUGCGUCGCAGGGAUACCACAUAUGUCACCGGUAGCGAAUUGGAGAAAGCGUGGGCUCAUGAACUGAAAAAGAAAAAACCGUCGCUCUGGUUUGCUUUAUUCAGAGCGUUUAGCGCACCAUAUUUCCGGGGGGCUGUGAUAAAAUGUGGGAGUGACAUUUUGGCUUUUAUCCAACCUCAGCUUCUACGGCUCCUUAUCACAUUCAUUGAUUCAUUUCGGUCUGACACCCCGCAACCAGUUGCUCGGGGUGUUGCAAUUGCUCUCGCCAUGUUCCUUGUUUCAGUAAGCCAGACGGCUUGCCUUCAUCAGUAUUUCCAGAGAGCAUUUGAAACUGGAAUGCGUGUUAAGUCUUCGCUGACCUCCAUGAUCUACACAAAGUCCCUGAAACUUUCGAAUGAGGGCCGCGCUUCAAAAACCACUGGUGAUAUCGUCAACCAUAUGGCCGUUGACCAGCAACGACUUUCUGACCUGGCUCAGUUUGGAAUGCAACUGUGGUCUGCGCCGUUUCAAAUUACACUCUGUAUGAUAUCUCUAUACCAGCUUCUUGGGUUGAGUAUGCUUGCCGGUGUUGGGGUAAUGAUAUUGAUGGUUCCACUUAAUGGGCUUAUUGCAAGGAUAAUGAAAAACCUUCAAAUCAAGCAAAUGAAAAAUAAGGACCAGCGAACCAGGUUAAUGACCGAAAUUCUGAACAACAUGAAAACUAUCAAGCUUUAUGCCUGGAAUACCGCUUUUAUGAACAAGCUAAACCACGUUCGCAAUGACCUGGAGUUAAAUACACUCAGAAAAAUUGGCGCCACACAGUCCGUUGCUAACUUUACUUGGUCAUCGACACCAUUCCUAGUCUCUUGCUCCACUUUCGCCGUGUUUGUUUUGACGAAUGAAAAACCUUUGACGACGGAGAUUGUUUUCCCAGCAUUAACCCUUUUCAAUCUACUAACGUUUCCUCUGUCUAUUCUCCCCAUGGUCAUCACGUCCAUCAUCGAGGCUUCAGUCGCAGUGUCUCGCCUCACGACAUACUUCACGGGGGAAGAAUUGCAGGAAAAUGCGGUUACAUUUGAGGAGGCUGUUUCUCACACUGGAGAUGAGUCCGUACGAAUCCGGGAUGCAUCAUUUACAUGGAACAAACAUGAAGGUCGAAACGCCCUGGAGAAUAUUGAGUUCAGCGCCAGGAAAGGAGAGCUGAGUUGUAUAGUCGGUCGUGUAGGUGCUGGAAAGUCAUCUUUCCUACAAGCAAUGCUAGGAGAUCUCUGGAAGAUCAAUGGAGAAGUGAUUGUCCGAGGUCGCAUUGCGUAUGUCGCACAACAAGCUUGGGUUAUGAACGCUAGUGUCAGGGAAAAUAUUGUCUUUGGUCAUCGCUGGGAUCCCCAUUUCUACGAGGUUACUGUAGAAGCAUGCGCCUUGCUCGACGACUUCAAGACUCUUCCAGAUGGCGACCAGACUGAGGUUGGUGAACGUGGUAUUUCUCUCUCUGGUGGCCAAAAAGCCCGUCUAACGUUGGCAAGGGCUGUGUAUGCCCGUGCCGACAUAUACCUUUUGGAUGAUUGCCUAUCCGCUGUGGAUCAACAUGUAGGGAGGCAUAUUAUUAACCGAGUCCUGGGUCGGAAUGGCGUUCUGGCUGGCAAAACAAAGAUCCUCGCAACUAAUGCUAUAACUGUGCUGAAAGAAGCGAACUUUAUCGCGUUAUUGCGGAAUGGGACUAUCAUUGAGAAGGGAACAUACGAGCAACUCCUAGCCAUGAAAGGGGAGACUGCGAAUAUUAUCCGCACCACUACAACCGAAGAUGAUUCCGGCUCAAACGAUAGCUCUAGGGAAGACGAAAGCGUGAAAAGCCCUGAGACAUUAGCAAUCGCUGACAAUGAGGAUGAAUCUGAUCUCUCAGAAAUAGAAGAAGCCCAGGAACGAUUGGGGCCUCUUGCGCCUGCGCAGAAUGGACGUGCCAUGCGGCGGGAGAGCACUGUAACUCUAGGACGCGCAAGCACGGCGAGCUGGCAAGGCCCACGCAAAGUCGCGGACGAGGAAGGUGCUCUCAAAUCUAAGCAGACGAAGGAAACUUCUGAGCAAGGAAAAGUUAAAUGGAGUGUCUACGGCGAGUAUGCGAAGACGAGCAACCUCUAUGCUGUGGCGAGUUAUUUGACGGCACUUCUAUUGGCACAAACGGCGCAGGUUGCUGGCAGCUUCUGGCUAGAGAGAUGGUCAGAUGUAAACAAAAAAUCGGGAAGGAAUCCGCAGGUUGGGAAAUUUAUCGGCAUUUAUUUUGCGUUUGGAUUUGGGUCUUCUGCUCUUGUUGUCCUACAGACUUUGAUUCUUUGGAUAUUUUGCUCUAUUGAGGCAUCCCGUAAAUUACACGAGAGAAUGGCAUAUGCUAUUUUCAGGUCUCCUAUGAGCUUUUUUGAAACCACACCUUCUGGCAGAAUUCUUAAUCGCUUCUCAAGAUGGAAAAACCAGUUAUUCGUCAAUGCUGCCAGAGCAGGAUUUACAAUGGUCGUCAUUAGCGUGUCUACUCCACUCUUCCUUGUCAUGAUUCUUCCUUUGGGAGCAGUUUAUUUUGGAUUCCAAAAGUAUUAUUUGAGAACUUCACGCGAACUUAAAAGAUUAGAUAGUGUCAGCAAGAGCCCCAUCUACGCUCACUUCCAGGAAACCCUCGGCGGCAUCUCUACGAUUCGCGCAUAUAGGCAGCAGGAAAGAUUCUCAAAGGAGAAUGAGUAUCGGAUGGACGCUAACCUUCGAGCAUACUACCCUUCCAUUAGUGCGAACAGGUGGCUCGCUGUGCGUCUAGAGUUCAUUGGCUCUGUGAUUAUCCUUGCAGCAGCCUCAUUUCCGAUUCUGUCUGUGGCAACUGGAGUCAAAUUGUCUGCUGGAAUGGUCGGCCUUUCGAUGUCGUACGCGCUCCAGAUCACCCAGUCCCUAAAUUGGAUUGUGCGACAAACAGUCGAAGUGGAAACGAACAUCGUAUCGGUCGAGAGAGUGCUCGAGUAUGCAAACCUACCCAGCGAAGCACCUGAUGUCAUUUUUAAGAAGCGGCCGCAGAUUGGGUGGCCGUCCCAGGGUGGUGUACAGUUCAAAGAUUACAGUACCCGAUACCGAGAGGGCCUAGAUCUAGUCUUGAAGAAUAUAAAUCUUCAAAUUCAGCCUCACGAAAAAAUCGGUGUCGUUGGUCGGACAGGUGCAGGUAAAAGCUCAUUGACUUUGGCGUUGUUCCGCAUCAUUGAAGGGACAUCAGGCAGUAUCAGUGUCGACGGAUUGGACAUCAGUUCUAUUGGCCUAUUCGAUUUGCGGGGUCGCUUGGCAAUCAUUCCCCAAGAUGCGGCCAUGUUCGAAGGAACCGUUCGAGACAACCUCGACCCGCGCCACGCCCAUGAUGACACCGAGCUCUGGAGUGUUCUCGGACAUGCACGGUUAAAGGACCACAUUUCCAGUUUACCUGGACAACUUGAUGCACAAAUCUAUGAAGGAGGCUCGAAUCUUAGCCAAGGCCAGCGACAACUUAUUUCGCUAGCCCGGGCCCUCUUAACGCCAAGUAACAUUUUGGUGCUAGACGAAGCCACUGCCGCUGUCGACGUGGAAACAGACGCACUGCUACAGCAGAUGCUGCGAAGCAACAUUUUCCGUGACCGAACCAUCAUCACCAUCGCGCAUCGCAUAAACACUAUCCUGGAUAGUGAUCGGAUCGUCGUUUUGGACCAUGGAUCUGUUGCUGAAUUCGAUACCCCAGCCGCGCUUAUUCAGCGCGGUGGCCAGUUUUACGAGCUUGUGAAAGAGGCUGGGCUCCUGGAAACUAGCGUCAGUGCCGGUAGUGAUACUAACACCAGUACGCCGACACUUCCUUCGUAAACAAGGAACAAAUGGCGUUGCCCAUCCUGUUUCUGGUUUUUGGCUUCUGUUCUCUUCGAGAUUCACUGCUCUGUCGCCGUGCGCGUGGAUGAGGGGUUGUACAGCGAUAGAUAAAGAAGGAAGGGGAAGCGGCGAAGGAAAUCUUGUACUUGCACAUAUUAUCCGCCACAAUGUUCAAUAUUUUGUUUUCUUGUAGCCCUUGACCCUCUUCUCGUAACUUGUUUGGAGAUUUUGCUUGGGUUUUGGAGCGCUGCUUCUUUCUUCAUUUUUCUCCUACUAUCGAUGGCCUCUCUUCCUCCCCCCUUUUUUUGCUGGAAUUUUUCUGAUUCGAUUUUCAUUCUUUAGCGCAUCGGGGAAGCCGGAUUGACCAGCUUGUCGGUAUGCUGAAAGAAACCCAAAAUGCUGGGAAAGGAACAAUAGUAGACAUCUAAAGAGCCGGAUUACUAUAUUGAGGCGAAUUAUUGACUGGGAUGUUUUACGUUCUUUUCUCUUGGUGUGGAAAUAGCCCUGAUGAAAGUGCGAAAAUUAAGGGGCUUGGGGACAAGAUGCGACGGGCCUUCCCUGC